This is a messenger RNA of Lingula anatina, 5914 nucleotides long. Its product is annotated as organic cation transporter protein. The record is from RefSeq and is a predicted model, not a curated record. Lineage: Eukaryota; Metazoa; Brachiopoda; Lingulata; Lingulida; Lingulidae. Gene Ontology annotation, biological process: transmembrane transport. Gene Ontology annotation, cellular component: membrane. Gene Ontology annotation, molecular function: transmembrane transporter activity.
AGUUCUCUCUAUGUGGUCUGAUGGCUAGGACAGAUUCAAGAUUAAUCACUAUAACUAUAACUACUGUUUUGGUGGUCCCUGCAAAAACAAAAUUUAUUCACAUAUCAGGCUGAGAUAGUAACACCUGAGUAAUAAGUGCUGAAUGAUAAUUUGGCAUCACCUGCUCUGGCAGCUUGGACUGCAACCAAAAUGGAAACUACAUAAGAUAAGUCUUCAAUUGAAAUUUAUUUUUAUAUUGUUUUUUUAUAUAUUUAUUUCCACUCUGCCCCACCCCUCUUUUUUCAAUUUAAUGCAUUUGUCAGCUGACAAGUUUGCACAAAAUGCAGGAGCUUCAAGUAAGAUAUCAUUUGUCAUAAAAUCAAAUAGCUUGAGGAAAUCGGCAAAGGAGAAGGGAAAGCAGUUUUGUUUAACCAUUGGUCCAUCUGUCUGUUUGCAGUCUACAAGACUGACAUCUAGCAGAAUUUAGUAACAACAUUUUCCCUGUAUUGUAAAUUAAAAUGCACCUGAAAAAUCCUGGAAAAACAUUUUUCACUGUAUGAACCCCAAUUUUUGUAUUACUUUUAUAUGGCAGUUUUCUCCUAAAUAUUUUUGCAAUCAUACCAUUUACAGUUUUUAAUGACAUUUUCCAUAUAAAAACUUUUAUGCAGUCACUGGAUAAUAUAAUUUAAAUUGCAGGGGAAAAUUCUAAUAAAUUCUGCUUUUUUGUCAUACAACAGUUCAUAAAGGACUGUUUAAAAUUUGGCAAUUUUAGAACUUUUUUUGCUCAAAAGAAGUACCUAUCAAAUUACUACAUUUUGGCUGUCUGACCUAUUAUAUAAACUCUAAAGAUAUCAUAUUGACUGUUACUUGAAUUUAAUUUUCCUUAGAAUAUAUGGUCAAAUGACUUGUUUUUGGCGACUUUUAUGAAAAUAUUUGUCUUUGGUAUGAUUUUGUGGGAGUGUUAUUUAUGACCAAGAAUAGAAAUGCACUGUUUUCUUGCAAUUUACUUUAGAGACUUGUCCAUUGUAUUCUGAUUUUUGCUCGUUACACAUGCUGCUUCCAAACUAUGGCAUUUGCAUGUGAUGUGUAUUCAAUAGUUAUGCCCAUUACAAUCUGGCUUUUACUGUUGUCCUUCAUAAUAGUCCAGUGAUUUUGAGCUUCGUUGAACCUAUACCUUCUACAGGUUUAAAUAAACAAGCUGUACUAGAAUCAGCAUCAGAUUUACAGCACGUGUUCGGGAAUCAGGUUAAGAAGAUUCAUAGGGCACCAGCUUCUUUCUUGAUUUUCUCUCUUAGAAGACCACCAUGAGGUUUGAGGACAUUAUUCCAUACCUGGGUGACUUUGGGAAGUUUCAGAAGAUACAGCUUUUUCUGCUAUGCUUGCCAAUAUGGGUGACUGGCAUGCACGCAUUGGCCAUGACUUUCCUUGCUGCCAGCCAGGAGUAUAGGUGUUUUGUCCCAGGUUGGGAUGAUUAUUCCAACAAAACUGGUUCCCUCAACUACUCCUUGAUAUUUCCUACUGGUGAAGAUGGGCAGUAUGACCGCUGUAAUAUCUAUGCUGUCAACGUGACCAGAGGGGUGUGGUAUACAAUACCAGACAAUACCACUGCCACGGAGCAGUGUAACCAAUGGGUCUAUGACACGUCACAGUACAAGACGUCUGUUUUCUCUCAGUUUAAUAUGGUUUGCAGCCGUAAAUUCAUGAACAACUUGGCCCAGUCCAUGUACAUGGCAGGGAUGUUGGUUGGAGCAGUGGUGUUUGGGGAUCUCUCUGAUAGAUUCGGUCGCAAGCGUCUAAUGUUCAUUAGCCAAAUCAUUCAGGUAAUGAGUGGUAUUGGACUGGCUUUUGCUCCCGAGUACAUUACCUUCACUAUUCUACGCUUCAUGCUGGGGGCUGCUCACUCUGGAGUCUUCUUGCCUGCAUUUGUCAUUGGCAUGGAGUUUGUCACCCCCAAAGGAAGAACAAUGGCUGGAAUCUGUCCACACAUUGCAUUUGCCAUUGGUUAUUGUACUUUAGCAUUAUCUGCAUACCUAAUUCCUUAUUGGAAUUGGGUGGCUUUUGUUAUUGCCGUUCCAGAUCUCUUAUUUCUAAUAUAUUACUGGGACAAAAUCAUCCCAGGGUCGGCAAGGUGGCAUCUGCAGAAUGGCCAUAAGGAGAAAUCUAAGGACAUCAUAAAGAGGGCCGCCAAAGUGAACAACAAACAAAUACCAGCCAAAGUUCUGGAUGAGCUGGAGCCCGAUGUGAAGCACAAUGCACACGUGUUAGCCAUGAUGCGCUAUCCUAGGAUGAGAGUUCGUGGGUUCAUCAUCUUUUACAAUUGGUUCACAGUGAGUUUAGUGUACUAUGGGUUAUCACUUAGUACCUCAAAACUUCCGGGAGGCAAUGACUACCUGAACCUGUCUCUGUCUGGUAUUGUGGAAUUCCCUGGCUUCCUCUUCUGCAUCCUCCUUAUGGACAGACUUGGGCGGCGGCCAUGUUUGUGUAUGAGUAUGAUCUUUUGUGGAGUAGCCUGCAUUGGGGCUGGUGUGAUUCCUAUUCUUUCUCCUGGUGGAGGACUAGACUGGCUAGUCAUCACUUUGUCCAUGAUUGGUAAGGCGUUCACAGGUUCCGCCUUUGUCCUUGUGUACAACUACUCAGCCGAAGCAUUCCCGACUGUGAUAAGGAAUGGAGUAGUGGGUGUCAGCUCCAUGUUUGCCAGGGUGGGAGGAAUUCUUGCUCCUCUAGUGAACUUAAUGGGUGACUACACUCAUUCGAGUGUCCCACAGAUUAUCUUUGGCAUCAUUCCACUGAUUGCUGGGGGUCUGGCCCUGUUGCUCCCAGAGACUAACAAUGUACCUAUGCCAGAAAACCUGGAGCAGGGAGAGCAGUUUGGACUGCCAGGCUUCUAUGAUGUCAAGAGAAUGAGCAUGUCCUUGAAGGAGGCAGAGGGGGACUCUCAAACAUCUGACGAAAAUUCUGAUUUGUCUGACCAGGGCCCAAGGAAGGUGACCAACAUUUCUGAUGACAACUCUGAUACCACUUUGGAACCCAUGCUUGGCACUACCACUGAAAUUUAGAGUGUUUUAUUUAUACAUUGUCCUAGUAUUUUUAUGUACAAGGUUUGGUAAGAAAUAAUUGCCCCUAGAAUCAGGAUGUGUAGAUGUACUACUUAAUUGCAUAUUUUUCCCUUGGGAUAUCUUGGUAUAUGAAUGUUUUAUACAAUGUUCAUUUUGAACCCGCCUGCUGCUUUUUGGAACAGGUGCACAUUAGAUAGCAUAUCAGCCACUCAUAUUUUGGCUGUUUUUGGGCUCUUUUGGUAACAAUCAGGCUUUUUUAUGUAUAUGUAUAUGAAUAUAAAUAUACCACUUACUAAUGCUUAAUUAGAAUGUGACAAAACAUUUAUGUCAAUACUAAACAACCAAAAUUUAUGUUUUGAUGCUUGUUUUAAGAGCUAGAGCUGAAAUGGUUAUGUAUGUGGAAGGACUACUUACUGCUGUUACUGAUUUGUUUACUGUACGAGUUACUUGUUUGCUCAAGUUAAACACCAUUUGUACUGAUGAGCCCAGGGAGGUGACUUAGUGUGAUACUGGCUGUAUUAUAGUGCUGAGGAUGUGUUCUCAUGAAGGAAGCUCUGUAUUAAUGCUUACACCUUUAACUAACCAUAUGCUUCAUAAGCUGCUUGCCUUGAUAAGCCUUGCUUGAUUGCAAGUAAUACUGACAACUUUCAAAAGACGCAUUUUCCCAAAAACUGUAGAUUCCUGGUUGAGGGUCACUUAUAUUCUGAAACUGGAAUUUAGACUAUUUAAUAAAAAAGCUUGUCUUUACAGCGUGGCAGUAGAAUUUUCUUCAUCACCAACGUGUAGACUUGUUGGAUUAAGGAAAUGGACUCCCACCCACUCAGGGAAUGUUGUUUAUGUUACCUUGAAUCAAGAGAAGUUGCAGACUAUGACACCCGGUCAAUAGAUUUACAAAAGUUGAUUUAAUUAUACACACUGUAACAUGCUGAUUAUGUCGAUGUUUGCUGAAUUAUGAAUGCUAAGUCACUGUUGUAUGAAUAAAUCUCUGCUGGCUGGAAGAAUGCUUAUAUGUUACAACUGUUACCAGUGUUUGAAUACAGCAUAGAACUGGACACAUAGUAAUGUGGGACAUUCCAGUCAUGAAGUUUUUUUUGCCAUGAAAAAGGGAGAUGGCUUUUAAUUCAACAUUUUCAAUGUCAACAUGAUUAAAAAGUGUGUACAUUGGAUGAAAUGUAUCUUUACUAUUAGCAAUCUAUACUGCCAUGAGGGUAGCUAUCUUAAAACUUUCUUAUAAUAUGCCAUUAUAUGCAGUUGGGCUAAAUAAGGGGCACUUUUAUAAUUAUGGAAUUUUUCAUGUUAAAUUUUAAAGGUCACAUUCAAUUAAAUGCAUUUGGAACCCACCAGGUCUUUUUGUGUUGAAGACCAAUGCUAUUAUGAUUGUCAUUUCCUCAUAUAACAUGUUAAGUGCUUUUGAUAAGCUAUAGUAAUUAUAUAAUAGUUAUAUAAAUUGUAAAACAUUGUGUUUUAUGCUAGAGCCACGUCAUCAACUUAAACAAUAGAAAAAAAAAUGCUUCACAAAAUCUUGUAAACCAGUGUCAAAAAUCUGACAAGAAAUAAAAUUACUUGCCAGGGAAGGAAACAGCAUUAUGUAGUGGCAAGAAGGACAGUAUUAAUGAAGUUACAUUGGAAACCCCAACUCGCUGUAACAUACUGAUAAUUAGAAAUAUUUGUCUGUUAAUGAUUCCUUAAAUAAUUUUGUGUCCAAUUAAAAAAAUCAGGUUGCUGUUGUGUUCAGUAGCGUAGAAGUUCAUUUAAGGUAUUUUGAAGGAUUCAUUAUCAAUGGCUUUUACACCAAUAGAAUGUAAACUUGUACAUAUUUUUCUCUAGCAAGAAGUUGACAUGUAUACAUAUUAACCACAUUUACUGUCACAAUACACCUUUCAUCUCAGUAAAGAAAGUACAGAGGUAGUGGAUUUUAGCCAUAGAUUUUGUCUGUAGGUUGGUCUUAGAUGCACCUGCCACCUCCAGAGUAAUGUUUCUAAUCUGAAAUGGGGAUUCAAAGGAAUACUGGAGCUAUGUGGCAUUGCUAGUAUGUAAACUUUUCUGUGCACUGCCUUGCUAAUAUUGUAUUCUUUAGUCAUCAUUCUGCCAAGUAAUAAAUAGCAUUAACUAACUUACGCCAUGUACUACAAAAAUUGUAAUUUAACUUUUUUUUUUCCUUUGGGGAGGGGGGAGUGUAUGCUGAUAAGCUACUGAUGGUCAAAUAUUUGGUGCGCUGAAGGCCAGUGCUUUCUAAGCCUGGAGUGUGUUGAAAUCAAGGCAUGACUAAGCGAGGGGUUAAUCCUCAAGACAGCUUGUAUUACUAUUAGUGUUACUUUUUAACUGUGUGUAUGGUGUGAUUUAACAUUUCAUGUUAUGUGCACUACAGUAUUUUAUGUGUCUUAGGUGUAAAUGCAGUUAUUUUGCAAAUUAUUAUUUAGUCGGUAUAUUUAGAGAAGAAUACCUAUCCAUAUUACAUUCUUAUUUGGGUCAUGGGUUCAAAACAGACUAUUCUUUCCCAAAACUGUUUUUCACAUGUUACAAAAUUAUAGAUGAGCUAACGUGCAAAAAUGUCAAAAGAAGUCAUUUUAAAAGGCAGCGAUCAUACAAGGCACAACUCAUUGAAAAGCUGUGAUUAUCAAUAUUCUGAAAAUUUGUUAAUUCUAUGCAGAAGUGUUUACUUUUUUUAUAGGAAACUAAAUGAGCAGAUUUGACAUUUGAGUAGUAUUGUAGGUUACUGGACCUUUAGGUCCAAUAACCUAUUGCCAUGUCUUUUGUCCGUUUGUCUGUCUAUCCGUUAGCAAUAACAUCUUGGAAUUACACCACAACUUUUUUCUAUUGUAUAUUUUUCUGCAGCCUAAUAGCUCUGGACUUUUUUCCACAGAUUUCUUUUUUUUUUU